Molecule: messenger RNA, 1207 nt
Organism: Aspergillus glaucus CBS 516.65
Lineage: Eukaryota; Fungi; Ascomycota; Eurotiomycetes; Eurotiales; Aspergillaceae
Exons: 4
Coding region: 424-795 (123 amino acids)
Source: RefSeq, a predicted model, not a curated record
AUCAAACAAACCCCUGGCUCCUGCUCUGUCUCUGUUCUUUGCUGCUGCUGGUGCUCCUUUCUGUCUCCGAUCGGAGCUAUCGUCUCUCCGUCUGUCCAUCCAACAACGCCAACUUCGGUCUUUCUUUCCUCAAUUUUCCUCUUUUUUAUUCCUCUUCUCGAAUUCUUUCCUUGCUUUAUUCUAUUCAACUUCCUCUCGGACAAUCAUCAGUUCGACAAUUAACUAACAAUCUCGCAUAUUGUGAUUCACUCCGUUGACCUCCCUGGCCGCCUCCCCUUUUUGUUUACCCCUCAGCAGGCGCAACAACGACUUCUCCGUCAACUCUUCUCCAAUUUCCUCGUCCUCGAUCAACCACGCUUCAACUACUUCUUCCCGCGAACAAAGCACAAACCACAAACCAAAACCACACAGAAAUCCAGCAAAAUGUCGGAAGCAGAUCAAGAGUGGAAGCCCAGCGGCCGUCCUACAUCGACCAUGGCCCAGGCCUUCUCAGCAUCCCUCGACAGUGCCUUCUCGCUGGAUUCCGAUGUCUCUCACCUUUCGCAGACCAUCGACCAAAAGAGACAGCAGAUGAUGAUCCAGAACCGCGAAUUGGAGGAAUUGCAGCAGAGAAUCCGGGAAGCCGAAGAGCGAUUAAAAGCUCGCGAAUCCGGUGCUGUGGAAGGCAGCUCGAAGAACACCGGACAGCGUGAUGGUGAAUCUCGUUCCGCAGGAAACCCCUUUUCAGCCUCUCGCCGAUUAUUCGGCAGAGACGAGCAACGAGGCCCCCAGGGUACUACUACUAAUUCUUCAUGAUUACGAGUCUGGCUGGUUGGUUGGCAGCCCGUGUAUGCAUAUAGAAAAACGGUUACGCUUGGGAAUGGGGAUUUCGACAGGAUGAGACGUCUUUUUAUCUUCUUUUUUACCACCACUUAUCAAGACUGCCAACCAUCACCAUGACGAGAUAAAACAUCACCGCCGUUAUCAACAUAUGUUUUUAUUACCUUUAUUAUCACAUACCAGGGCGGACGCGGAUAUGGUUUGGAGCAAUCGGUUUUGUUGGUUUGAUUACUUUUUUUCUGCUUUUUUACUUUUUCUUCCCCGUUAUUGUCAUGCUGUGUCGCGUCGAUCGUGCUCCAGAUGGUCUCGGGUCCUUUUCUUCCUUCCUUUCUUUUCUUUUCUUUUAUUUUUCUUUCUUUUUUUUUUUUUUUUUUUUUUUUUUUGUUUU